Etheostoma cragini (Arkansas darter) is the source of this 1012-nucleotide messenger RNA. RefSeq lists its product as uncharacterized. The coding region runs from base 151 to 921 and encodes 256 amino acids. Gene Ontology annotation, biological process: regulation of transcription by RNA polymerase II. The record is from RefSeq and is a predicted model, not a curated record. The transcript has 2 exons. Gene Ontology annotation, cellular component: nucleus; transcription regulator complex. Lineage: Eukaryota; Metazoa; Chordata; Actinopteri; Perciformes; Percidae. Gene Ontology annotation, molecular function: DNA binding.
UUUAUGGUAAUGAGCUAUGACGCGGUUCAGCGGCAAGCAGGGGCUAACGCCAGCCGCCAAUCGGAAUAUAGACGUCCUUCACGCUGACUGAUUCCAGAGAAACAUACGAUGUAAUCUUUCGUUCCUACCAAAACAUUUGUUCCGAGGAAAAUGGAGGAGAAGCUCAUCAUCGCUGUUGCUGGGUUUCCUAUCAUUUAUGAUAUGACGUUGUUUGCGUAUAGGGACAAGUUAGAAAAAAACGAGGCUUGGGAUAAAGUAGCCGAGAUAGUCGGUGUGUCCGCUGAUGAUUGCAAAAAGAAAUGGAAGAGCUUGAGGGACAUGUUCAAGAAGGAAAGAAAGAAGGAAAAAGAUAGGCAAAGGAGUGGCGCGGGUGCGAGCAGUGUCCGGCCAUGGCUGUACAGUGCGGUCAUGGGCUUUCUCAACCCUUUUAUGGAGGACCGACCAACGUCCACUAAUAUGGGUGGAGGGGAAGUCUUAGAUGAUAGUGGACACUGGCCAGAGGACAGUGAUACUGCCACGACCGGGCACAGUCAGGCACAAGAGCAGACACCACAGCUUCAGGCACAAGAGCAGGUACCACAGCUUCAGGCAUCAGACAACACACCAGUGCAGAGAGCAAGCCAGCCCACCCAGAGAAGGGAGAGGCCCCACACCUCUGACUUUGAGGAGAGACUACUCACAGCAUUGGAGGCUGUGAGCAACAGACCGGUACCUGUCCCCAGCCCGUCUCCUCCUCCUCAGCAUCCUCCUAAAGAUAGUGAUAGUUAUUUUUUUAAAACCCUGCAGGAAGACUUCAAAACACUGUCUUUGAGAACAAGGCAGGAUCUCAAGUUUGAGAUGCAUCGCCUGGUGUAUGAGGCAAAGUGUCGUGAGGUUGACCCUUGGGCUGAGGGGGACGGGGUGCAGCUGACAACACUGUGAGGGGUGUUAGUAAGCUUGUUACCCUCGCAGUGCUGUCAGCUACCCCCUGUUCUCUCUCCCUCAUAUGCACGUGUACAUACACAGUAUCAUU